Molecule: messenger RNA, 2888 nt
Organism: Dunckerocampus dactyliophorus (ringed pipefish)
Lineage: Eukaryota; Metazoa; Chordata; Actinopteri; Syngnathiformes; Syngnathidae
Product: B-cell receptor CD22-like
Exons: 12
Coding region: 92-2461 (789 amino acids)
Source: RefSeq, a predicted model, not a curated record
CUUUGAACAGGAGACGCAAAAACCGCCUCGUCCUUGUCUUGUUGCUGUGACUUGUAGACGCACCCAUUUCUACUUGUUCAAAUACACCAAUAUGACUUUUAAAAAGAGAUUUGUGGUCCUCUUCCUCAGCGUGCAAGUGGUCCUCAGUGCUGAUUGGUGGGGGAUUUGUACUCCCACUGAGAUCUGUGCCCUGGAAGGAACAACAGUGGAGCUUCAGUGCUCCUUCACCUACCCGCCCACACAAGACGGGCGUGAGACAAGCGUUGAGAAAAGAGUGUGGUUCAUCAACGGUCAAAAUAAUCACCCUGAAGAUCUGAUGUUGGACCCUGAGUACUUUGGUCGUUUACAGUCUGACUGUCAUGGCGACCGCUGCAAUCUGACCAUCGCAGACCUGAGACAGAGCGCCGUGUACAAGUUCAGAUUCACAACUAACCAUCCGAUCAAAGGAAGCUACACCAUCCUGCCUGGAGUCAAUGUGACUGUCACUGAUCUCAGGGUACAAGUGUUCCCUGGUUAUUCCCGGAAAGAUAUGAAGUGUCUGAGCAGAUGCAGUGCUUGGCCUGCUUCCUCAUACAUCUGGUAUAGGAAUGGAGAGGAAAUCCAAAAUGCAAACUCCCAAGAAUACUCAGUAGAAUAUUACUCUAAGGACAGCUAUUCCUGUGCCGUAAGAGGACACGAGCAUGCUGCGUCUCCUCCAGUGUGUGUGUACGGCUCAUGUCACCAGGUGGUUUACGACAAGAGACGCAUCUGUGCCCUCGAGGGCUCAUCGGUGGACAUUACAUGCUCAUACAGUAGUGGUGGAUACAUCAUGUCAAAGUUCUGGUUCAGACCAGAUCGUAGUCACAUGUGGAAAAAUCCUUCCAUACCUGAGGAUCUCAUGUCAGACCCCCAGUAUGCGGGUCGUCUUCAGUUCCUUUCAGUGCCGUAUGGACGAUGGACGCUGAAAAUCAAAAAUGUGAAGGCGAGUGAUUCCGCCCAGUAUCGCUUCAAAUUCACAAUAUAUGGUUUGGAAUGGAGGAGUAUUUUACCUGGAAGCAUUUUGACAGUAACAGCCGUGCAAGUGCAGGUGAUGGCGGUCAGAGUUGAACCUUCUCAUGUUGUUGCACAGCUGGUGUGUCACACACAAUGCCGUCCAGAACAUCCUAUGUCUUUUGAGUGGUGGCAGAAUGGAGAGAAGAAGUUUACGGCUGCUGCUGGACCGAAACUAGAAGUCAGCUUAUAUCCUGGAGAAUACGUCACGUGUGCCGGAAAUAGCAUCAACUCCCCUCGCCUGUAUGCUCUGAGCCGUCCCUCAGUGUAUUUGAGUGAUGCUGCUGAGAUAUUGGAGGGACGUCCACUGACUCUGAACUGCAGCACCAAUGUCUCAGCAUCACCUAAACACCGCUGGUACAAGAAGAGACAUUCAAAUGAUGAAGUCCUCGGUGAAGACCCAGAGCUUGUCUUCAACUCCAUCAAGUCUUCAGACUCAGCAGAGUAUUGGUGUACUGUGGAGAACCAGCUGGGGAAGAAGACAUCGGAAACCGUCUUCAUAGAUGUCCAAUAUGCUCCAAGGUCAUCCUUAUUGUUCGUGAAUCCAUCUAAUGUCACCGAGGAGGGACAGUUUGUGACUCUGACCUGCAGCAGUGAUGCUAACCCAGCCUCUAGCUACACCUGGUACAAGGACAACCGAAUUCUGACCCAAAAAGCUCAAAAAUAUUCCUUCAUUUCCAUCCGCCCUAAAGAUGCUGGAACGUUCUGCUGCGAGUCUGUGAAUAAAUAUGGACGUUUCAACUCUUCCUCAGUCUUCAUAGACGUGCAGUAUGCUCCUAAGUUUUGCUUGGUCUCAGUGGGAACCUCCUGUGAAGUACGCAAGGGUGCUUCAGUCAAUCUGACUUGUAGCAGCGAUGCAAACCCGGAGGCUAAGUACAUGUGGUUCAAGACGAAUGGUGACUUGAAGGUAUCAUCUGAGAGUAUCAUGAACCUCACCAACGUUCAGCCCAGCGCCAGUGGCGAAUACUACUGUGUGGCUUCCAACAGCAGAGGGCGCUGUAAUGCUACAGUGUGGCUCCAAGUGGAGGCUAGUCCCAUGAUGGCAGCAGCUUUUGGUGGCUCAGUCGCUGUCGUUGUUCUGGUGGUCCUGGCUCUCGCUGCCUUCUUGGUGUUGAGGAAAAAGAGCCCAUCAAACAAGUGCAGAGAGAGUUCAGAGUCCAAAGCACAGUCCGACGGGGCUCCAAAUUGUGGCAACACUUCAAGCAAGGAGGAGGAGGACCUGGUCUAUUCCAAGGUCAGCUUCACCAAAUCCCCUGAUGGUCCUAUCUACUCCAAUGUCACGCCAGCUCCCCACAGACGCUUGAUGCACGUGGAGGAGGACGAAGUGGAGUACACCACAGUUAAAAGUGCCGACCAUGUCUCAGGGUUGAAGCCUCAAGAGGGCGCUGAUGUGAGUGAGCUGUACAGCACAGUACAGAAACACCACAACUGAUGACGACGGCCAACGUCGCAGGGGCGGAGACCUCCACGCUAGCGUGACACAAACACGAGACGCUAAAAUAUUGCUGAAUUUAAACAGAUUGCUGAAUAAAACAGAAUUGUGGACACAGGUACAUCUCAAUAAAUUUUAAGUGUUCAUUUCUUUCAUGAGUUCAAUUCAAAAAGUGAAAUAUUUCAAGAAUGUAUUUCUCAUUUCUUAAUAAUUUCGAUUAUUAUACACAUAAAAAAACAAAUGCAGUAUGUCAAAUUGUGAAAAAUUGUCCAAAGAAUUUUAUAAAAAAUACUGUAUCAAUAUUAUCAGUGAAGCAUAAAAUAUGAAUAUGUAAAAAACGAGUUUACCUGUAUUAUCAUGUAUUUCCAAAUAAUUUUCAACUUAUGGUGAACGAGAUGUGUUUUCUGUCGAAAAAGAAAAAAACAAU